UUUGGAAGAUGUGAAGUUGAAAAGUUGAUACCAUCCAACAUAUUGGUACUCAAGUAAUUAAAAUAAUCUGCAUAAUAUGCUUAUGAUAUAGUACAACACUUAAGUGAAAGUUGAAAGAUUGAUAUUAUUGAGUACAUGUUUUCUAUGAAUCUAAGUCAUAAUGUUAUGUUUGUAAAAGAAGCAUUAAUUGCAUUAUCCGAUGGGGAAAACUUUCGUUGUUUACAAGAAUGCACUUAAAUGCGGUUUAACUCUUAUAAAUGAAUUGAAACGACUUUAUAUCAACUACUUUAAAAAUAACCGACGGUGUUGCAAAUGCAUGCAAUGAUCACUUUUCUUGUUUAAAUAAAUUAAUAUAAACUAAACCGAUAUAUAUUCAACAUAAUAAUUAUAUAAACGUCUGAGCGAUUUUUAACUUUACGAUCGAAAUAUCUUUUGUUUAAAACGUUUAUUGAGCGAUGUUUAACCAUAUAUAUACAUUUUCUUCUGAUUUGUCUUGUCGUCUUAAAAUUGAAAUAAUCACUCAAUUGUUUGUAUUGAACGCUAAGGCCCAGGGACCACCAACUUAGACGGCAGGCUGGUCAUGACCAGCAGAUGAACCCUAUUGAUUUGGCGGACAGUAGGUUAAAGGGCGUAGUGACAGAAAAUACACAGAUUCCUAUUAAUAACUGAAUAAAACGCAUAAGCAGAAAAUCCUAGAAUUUGUAAAGGUCACUCAAACAUUAACAGCACCCUAACUAUUUUGACGUCCGUUGGUAAAAAGUCACGGUCGAGGUGACCUUGGGAUAAAAAUCCGUGUUUGUUCAAUACGAAUGCUUGUAACCAGGUACAUCUUACUUGGUAUGCAUGUGAACUGCAUCAGUUCCCUUUUUGGCAUGUAUCAAAAACAUUUGCGGCGUCUUUGAUUUAGUUCUUUUUUCGACUACCGAACUUGUCCCUGUAGUUUUCAUUGUAUAAUGGAUUCACGUUCAAUUGGAUUUAUCAUUUUAACGGGUUUCAGUGUUUUACGAGAUAUCCGGCCAUGGCGAAUUUAAAAAUAAUAGCCCAAUUAUUGGCAUACAACUUUUGCUAGUUAGAUUCCCAUAUCAGACAUGGCAUACGUUAUUAAUGUCCGGGGAGUGCAUGCAAAAUUGUGUAUGUUUUGGUCGAUUUGUACUAAACACCAGAGUAAAAUAAGAAGAUGUCAGAACAUUGCUGUACUGUGUGUAAAUGUUUGGUUUUGUGAUUUAGUGGGUUGGAUCCCUUGGUCGGGUUGGACUUCGUGUAGCGUAACAUGUGGAACAGGUCUACGGAAAAGGUCAAGGUCAUGUCAGAAUCCGAUGACUUCCCUGAUUAACGACAGCUGUUCUGGUGACCAAACACAGUUUCAAACAUGCACAGACAAAGCAUGCUCAUCGGCAUUUACGGCGACCGGAUACGCGCCUUACGGAUCAUCCUCUAUUAGAUUCCCAUCCGUGAUCCUGAAUGAAGGCAACGACUACAGCAGCGGUACAGGUGUGUUCACCUGCCGUGUUCCAGGGCUGUACCUCGUUACUGCCACCAUUGGGAAAGGAUGGUUAAAUGAAGUGGAUUAUGUACCAUGUCACAUACAAUUGAACGGUAGCAAUAAGUUAUACCUCUACCAUGAUCCGCACGGUGAUGACGAAGAUGGUUAUACAUCCACCGCCACUGGAACGUUUCGCCUGCAGGUCAACGAUCGGGUCAGCGUUGGUAGUUGUUCAGAAAGUAUAUCAUGAAUGAUUCUGCAACGUCUUUUUCUGCAGUGCUCAUUCGUCCUGACCAGUUGCAAUAAAACAUAGUACGUGAUGUGUGUAUAUGCUAUAGUAAGAUGCAUAAAAUCAUUUGUUAUAUACAUAUAAAUACAUAUAUAUAUAUAAGUUCAUGCAAGUACUUGUAGAAAUUCUAAAUGAGGGGAAUAUGAAGAAACACUACAUAUAUCCAGAAACCAGUUUAUUAUUUUUUUACAUAAACCAGUCUUUAUAAAUGUAUAUUUAUACAGUUCGGACUCUUUUGAGCAAAAUAAUAUUAUUUUUGACAUGAAUACCUCCGAACUUCUUACAUUAUUUUAAAACAUGAAAAUUUGAAUGAAAAGAACAAUCAGAUAAAUCAUUAAAUGUGCGGUAAUUUCGGUGACAUUUCGAAUAAGUGUAUACACGACGAGAAUUCAAUUGAUAAAACUGAAUAUUCCAUUUCAUAUUGAUCUAGUUA
This is a messenger RNA of Mya arenaria, 2205 nucleotides long. Its product is annotated as coadhesin-like. Gene Ontology annotation, molecular function: protein binding. The transcript is spliced from 2 exons. The record is from RefSeq and is a predicted model, not a curated record. Lineage: Eukaryota; Metazoa; Mollusca; Bivalvia; Myida; Myidae. Bases 1089 to 1733 code for a protein of 214 amino acids.